GGUAAGGAAGGUAGGGGGGGGGGAGUGGGUACCCUGACGACCAUUUGGCAGUGACAGCGCCGGUUCAACAUAUAAUGCCACAAUGAGUUUUUCAAAGCUGAAGCGCCUGAACAGAUCGAAGUUCAUCUCUCCUGGGCCGGAUGUCGAUCCCGCGUUCUCCGGCAAUUUGGACUCCUGGCCUCACAUUAAGGAGCUCAUCCAUACCUACAAGACCGAUUGGAUUUACCCGGAGUUCAAGUAUGGCCAUUUUUACCCCAUCCCUCCUCCAGAGUUUGAGCCUCAAAUUUUUGAGCAGGAGGACUCAAACCUAGAAGCAGAGCUGAACUUAUCACAAAUAUCAUUGACAAAGCAGGAUAGUUUACGGUUUUCUCAUGCGAAUGGUCAUGACCUACCAUCGGGAAAACAUGGAGUCACUUCAGCAGACGCAAAUGGUGCUGAGGAGGUUGAGAAGAAGUGUAUUGAAAAACCCAAGUUCAACUUCAAGCACCUUGGGGGAUCUCCACUUUCUGCGUAUGAUCCUGUCUUCAACUGGGAUAUGGAACGUGCAACUGUGGCAGGACAGCGAGUCAGAGUACCACCAAACAUGGGGACAAGCAGUGAUAAGGUUCCGUGUCAUGAUUUCUGUGGGGUGUUUGUUGUUCUCAAUACCCACCUAAUGGAUCUCUAAUAAACACCUACCUAAUACAGACUGAAAAGCAUGACUGGAAUCAAUAAAUUUCUCUUCGCAGA
Molecule: messenger RNA, 729 nt
Organism: Chara braunii
Lineage: Eukaryota; Viridiplantae; Streptophyta; Charophyceae; Charales; Characeae
Source: the annotation of a GenBank genome assembly